This is a messenger RNA of Mucor velutinosus, 1995 nucleotides long. RefSeq lists its product as uncharacterized. NCBI's taxonomy places the organism in Eukaryota, Fungi, Mucoromycota, Mucoromycetes, Mucorales, Mucoraceae. The transcript has a single exon. Bases 1 to 1995 code for a protein of 664 amino acids. The record is from RefSeq and is a predicted model, not a curated record.
AUGAACGAAGAGGGCUUGCCCAUCAUGGAAAUUAGAGAAGAGUUACCACCUAUAGAUGAGAAAGAAGAAGCCUUGAAACAAAAAAAGCUACUGGAAGAAAAGAAAAAGGCGCCUCAACCGCCUUCAAAUCAACUCCCAGAAUCUGUGUUGCGUGCACGUAAAAUGAUGGCAGAGGCAGAUGAGAGAAAGAAAAAGGCGGACAAGAACGACGAAAAUAAAGCUUUGUUUGAUCUAUUACGAGAAUUGGAAGAGGAAGAAGAGGAAGAAGAAGAAGGAGGAGGCGCAAGUACAAAGCAGAUGGGCUCUGCUGCUGCUGCUGCUGCUUCUGCUGCUACAGAAAAGAAGAAAACGACGCCUCCAAUCGACGAAGACAGUGAUGAAUUGACCGAUGAUUUUAGCGACGAUGAAGAGGAUGAAGACGACGAUCGCUACGAUACCGAGAUUUCAGACAACAUGUUUGAUCGAUUUGGAGAUGACGAGCAAUAUCCUUUGGAUGGCGUUGUGGAUCAGGAAGACUUUACUUGCUAUGACGAAUUGCCUCCACAAGUGCCUCCCGCUGCUACUUUGAGAGAGAUUGCCGAUGACGAAGACACAGAAGAGUAUGAAAAGAGCACGCCCAAAGUCAUUACAAAGAAGAAGGUCAAGGAAUCCAUUGAACAGCCUGUUGCUGCUCCUGCUGAAACCCCAUCAACUGCCCCCAAGAAAAUGUCAAAGUUUAAGCUUGCUCAACAGGAAAAGAAGAACAGCAUUGCAGCUGUCAAAGAGUCAUCGCCAUUAGCACAAGCGCCCAUCACUGAAUCAGCAACACCCGCUCUUGUCGAACCAUCCAGCAAUGAAACUCCCAAAAAGAAGUUUUCAAAAUUCAAAUUGCUGCGUCAAGAACAAAAAGACAGACCCUCAACAUCUGCCACACCCACUGCUACUCCUCCUGUGUCCAACGCACCUGUCAAGGAAUUAGUUACUAUCCCUUCUGUUGCGGGGACAACUCAUUCUCCAGCCACCGCCACUGCAACCCCAUCCGAGAAGAAGACGUCAGAAGAACAAGAACAAGACGAGCAACUGAUGCGUACAGAGAGCAAAAAGGUCAAUCAAGGUAUUCCCCAGGUGGCCUCUGUCAGUAGCCAUAAGCCUAGAAAAAUGUCUCGAUUUAAGCUGCAAAGAGCCCAAUCCAAGCCAGACGUGAAGGAGCCUGCUACUACCACAGCUCCCCCCUUGGCUGCUGAUCGUAUCAAACCCAAGCGAUCCGUUACUUGGGAUGCCAAUACAGACGUCCGUGAUCAUGAUUAUACCUCUGCACCAUCCGUUGUCGCUGAAACAUUGAGUUACACCCAACCCAUGAAGACGGAUGCCAAAAAAUCAACUGUAUUAAAACAAAAGAUAAGAUCUCCUGCCGACAUAUUCAACGCGAUCAAGCACACGCAAGGCGACAUGGUCGAUGACUAUCCCUCGCUUGACGACGAUGAGGACGCUGCAAGUGGAAAUCAAGUCGAUUUGAAUGAACUGAUCAAAGUGGCUCGUGAUAGAUCGGAAGCAUUUUAUCGACCCAAUGACGGUAGUGAAGCAUUGAUACCCAUGGUGAAGCAAUACAAUGAUGAUGAUGAUGAUGAUGAAGAAGAAGAAGAGGAAAAGCCCAAUGGGAUCAUUGUAGCCAGAAAGAAUAAGCUAGACAACAAGAUCAUGAAGGGAGCUGUCAUGGAACGAGACAUUGCACCUGUGGAUCUGGAGCAAGUCGAGGAUGACAUGGAUUUGAAAGAAAUCACCUCUAGCUACCAACAAAAGAGACAGAGCAUGCUUGCAGCUACUGGCGGCUUUUCUUUUGCGACAAAGCCUGAAUUUGAGGUCAUUGAAGAGGACUUGCCAUUGCCUAAAAAGAAGCAGCAACAGCAAGAAGAAGAGGAAGAAGAGCAGCAAGAAGUGGCACCCAAAAAGAUGUCCAGAUUCAAGGCAGCAAGAUUAGGCAUGAGAAUGGAUGCAACCGAAGAUAAUUAUUAUUAG